Messenger RNA from Amaranthus tricolor (Joseph's coat), 4117 nucleotides. RefSeq names its product protein argonaute 1-like. Gene Ontology annotation, molecular function: protein binding; RNA binding. The transcript is spliced from 21 exons. Bases 352 to 3531 code for a protein of 1059 amino acids. Gene Ontology annotation, biological process: regulatory ncRNA-mediated post-transcriptional gene silencing. The record is from RefSeq and is a predicted model, not a curated record. Gene Ontology annotation, cellular component: cytoplasm. Lineage: Eukaryota; Viridiplantae; Streptophyta; Magnoliopsida; Caryophyllales; Amaranthaceae.
GUUUUUUUGUUUUAAAAAAAAUUAACUUCUUAAAAUCUAGGUUUUUGGCUUGGUAUGAAAUUGAUGUUCAAUUGUGUUGUGAACAACUUUUUCAGUGCAUGUAAUUUAGCAAAUUAUUUCAUUUUGUAUUGUAGGAAAAAUUAGAUAAAUUAGGCGUGCAUGUAAUUUAGGCUCGAUUAAUUAUUUGUAAAUUGUAUAUAUAUAGAGGUGUUGUUAGUUACUAACAGAAUAUUGAUACAAAAUCUAUAUUCACAUAAACCCUAAAAACCCCAUUCUUGUUCUUGGUAGAAAUUUUGAUUUCAUUUUAGUGUUGGUUUGUUCUCAUACAGAUACUGGAGUUGUAUUUAAGAAAUGGCGAGGAAGAAGAGAAACCAACAAUCUGGAGGAGAGAGCACUGUUAAUCCUCAGCAAGGCGGAAGAAGCGGAAAUGGCAGUGGUCAAACAGGGCCACCACAAGCUGCUGGUGGUCAUCCAGGUGGUGGAAGGGGUUAUGGUUCCCAGGGACGAGGAGGUCGCGGAGGAUAUGGCUGUCGUGGUGGUACCCAGUCUGGUGGCAUGGCCUCGCAAUAUGGUGGACAUGCAGAGUCCCAAGGCAGGGGUGCUCAGCAGCAUCCACGUGGCGGAGCACCUCCUCAAUGCCGUGGUGGCCAUAGUAGUGGAUCCGCUGGUGGGUCCAUUCGUCCUUCAGUUCCCGAACUGCACCAAGCGCCACAGGGUCCCUACCCACCAGGGUCUCUGCCACCUCAAGCGAUGACCUCUGGUAAGCCAGCGGAACUCUCAGAGGCCAGUUUUUCUGUGUCCUCUAUGCGGGCUGGGCCAUCACAGGUUCAACUACAGCUUGAGCAACUUUCUGUUCAGGAGUCAUCUUCUCAAGAAAGUCAAUCUUUGCCUGCUAGUAGCAAAUCAGUGAGGUUUCCUCUCCGACCUGGGAAGGGGAGCAUUGGCACUAGGUGCAUUGUGAAAGCAAAUCAUUUCUUUGCUCAAUUACUUGAUAAGGAUUUGCACCACUAUGAUGUCUCUAUCACCCCAGAUGUGACAUCAAGGGGCGUGAAUCGUGCUGUUAUUGGGCAAUUGGUGAAGUUGUACAGAGAAUCUCAUCUUGGAAGCUGUCUUCCGGCUUAUGACGGAAGAAAAAGUCUCUAUACUGCAGGCGCUCUACCGUUUACCAUGAAAGACUUCAAGAUUACACUUACUGAUGAGCAUGAUGGGUCUGGGGCACCAAGGAGAGAGAGGGAGUUUAAGGUUGUAAUUAAGCUGGCUGCACGAGUGGAUUUGCAUCAGUUAAGCAUGUUUUUGCAAGGCAAGAUUGCAGAUGUGCCUCAGCAGGCUCUCCAGGUUCUUGAUAUUGUAUUGCGUGAAUCACUUACUUCUCGCUUCUCACCAAUAGCCCGUUCAUUUUAUUCACCUGAUCUGGGAAAGAAGCAACCACUGGGAAAUGGUUUAGAAAGCUGGCAUGGAUUCUAUCAAAGUAUCCGUCCAACACAGAUGGGGCUAUCUUUGAAUAUUGAUAUGUCCUCCACUGCCUUCAUUGAGCCUUUGCCUGUAAUUGAUUUUGUGACCCAGCUGCUGAACCGGAAUGUGACAUCUAGACCAUUGUCUUUGUCUGAUUCUGAUCGACUGAAGAUCCAGAAGGCUCUGAGAGGAGUGAAAGUUGAAGUUACACAUAGAGGAAAUAUGCGCAGAAAAUACAGAAUAUCUGGGCUGACAUCCAAGACAAUAAGGGAUCUCACUUUCCCUAUUGAUGAAAGAGGCACGAUGAAGUCUGUGGUGGAAUAUUUCUAUGAGACCUAUGGUUUUGUAAUUCAACACACACAAUGUCCAUGCCUACAAGCUGGAAAUCAACAGAGGCCAAAUUAUUUGCCCAUGGAGGUGUGUAAUAUCGUUGAGGGCCAGCGAUAUUCCAAAAGGUUGAAUGAACGACAAAUUACAGCUUUGCUGAAGGCCACUUGUAAACGUCCUCAAGAAAGGGAGAGCAAGAUUGUCCAGACUGUUCAUCACAAUGCAUACCAUAAUGAUCCUUAUGCGCAAGAGUUUGGUAUUAGAAUUGAUAAAAGGCUUGCUACUGUUGAAGCUCGUGUUUUGCCUGCACCAUGGCUGAAGUACCAUGAGAGUGGUAGAGAGAAGAAAUGUCUGCCUCAAGUUGGUCAGUGGAAUAUGAUGAACAAGAGAUUGGUUGAUGGGGGAACGGUGAACAAUUGGAUAUGCAUAAAUUUUUCUUGCAAUGUGCAAGAUGAAGUUGCAAGUAGAUUUUGCUCUGAGCUUGCUCAAAUGUGCCAUAUUUCUGGCAUGGUUUACAAUCCAGAACCACUACUACAAGUCUUCUCAGCCUAUCCAGACCAAGUUGAGAGCGCUCUAAAAAAUAGAUACUAUGAUGUCAUGACAAAAUUGCAGCCUCAAGACAAAAAGCUUGACUUGCUUAUUGUGAUUCUCCCUGAUAAUAAUGGCUCUCUCUAUGGUAAUCUGAAACGGAUUUGUGAAACCAAACUUGGAAUUGUGUCGCAGUGCUGUUUGACAAAACAUGUGUUUAAGAUGAGUAAGCAGUAUUUGGCAAAUGUUGCUUUAAAAAUAAACGUGAAAGUUGGUGGAAGGAAUACAGUCCUUGUUGAUGCAUUAUCAUUGAGCAUACCUCUUGUUAGUGAUCUGCCAACCAUUAUAUUUGGUGCUGAUGUUACACAUCCUCACCCAGGAGAAAACUCGAGCCCAUCCAUUGCAGCUGUUGUUGCUUCUCUAGAUUGGCCUAAAGUCACCAAGUACGCUGGUCGGGUUUCUGCUCAAGCACAUCGCCAGGAGUUGAUCCAAGAUCUGUACAAAACCUGGAAUGAUCCCAGCAGGGGCCCGGUUACUGGUGGAAUGAUAAAGGAACUCCUUAUUUCUUAUUACCAGUCAACACGCCAAAAACCACGGCGUAUCAUAUUCUACAGGGAUGGUGUGAGUGAAGGUCAAUUUUAUCAAGUGUUGCUGUAUGAACUUGAUGCUAUCAGGAAGGCAUGUGCUUCCAUAGAGCCGGGUUAUCUACCUACGGUGACAUUUGUUGUGGUUCAAAAGCGUCAUCAUACAAGAUUGUUUGCCUAUAACCAUCAUGAUCGAAAUUCAGUUGACAGAAGUGGCAACAUAUUGCCUGGCACAGUUGUUGAUUCUAAGAUUUGUCACCCAACAGAGUUUGACUUUUAUUUAUGUAGCCAUGCUGGCAUUCAGGGUACUAGCAGGCCGGCACAUUACCAUGUCUUGUGGGAUGAAAAUAACUUUACGUCAGAUCAGUUGCAGUCGUUGACUAAUAAUCUAUGUUACACGUAUGUAAGGUGUACUCGAUCAGUUUCAAUUGCUCCUCCGGCUUAUUAUGCCCAUUUAGCUGCAUCUCGUGCUCGCUUCUAUAUGGAGCCAGUAAAAUCAGAUAGUGGCUCGACAAGUGGUGUUGUUGCUGGUCGUGGAGGGAAGGCAGCUGCUGGAGGACCAAGUACAAGAUCACCUGCUGCAGUGCAACCUCUUCCUCUUUUGAAAGAGAAUCUGAAGAAAGUCAUGUUUUACUGCUGAAGAAUUGACAAUUGGAGGGAUGGUCGUCGUGUGUUUAGGCGGUCGUCUAAUGUCUAGUGACUAGUAUUGCUACUCUGUUCUCUGCUAGCCUGUGGUAUUUUAGCAUUUGUUGCUCUCCCUUGUGUUUGAAUCACUGGAAUUCAUGUCAGUUUCAAAUGGUUUAUGAACUUAUGCAUCCACCUUUCAUGACAUUUUAUGCUCAGUAUGCUCAUUUAUUAGUAUUGUUGGCUGUUAUUUGAUCUAGAAAUGAUUUUGAAAGUCCCAUUUGAAUUUAUUUACUUGGGUUAUCCUUGACCAUUUCACCACUCAUCAGCUGAAUUUCACGUAUUGCAAACGUUAGGUGAGUUUUUGGGGCAAUUGUUUUUGUUUGGUAUUUUUACUCUUGAUCCGACCAAUUUUUUUUUUUCUACAUUAAAAAUGUUAAUAAUAAAUAAAAAAAAUAGUUUAUCUAACAAUCAAAUUGUGGCUGCAAUCACUGUUAAAUUUCUUAUAAAAUUGGACACGUUACACUAGGCUUAUCAAACAGGUUGGGACAUGUUGGAGUAGGUUUAGAACUCCAUUGAUUUAAAUUUAAGGGUGUUUGGUA